Messenger RNA from Athalia rosae (coleseed sawfly), 1208 nucleotides. It is a transcript of the gene MrgBP, whose product is annotated as MRG/MORF4L-binding protein. Gene Ontology annotation, biological process: regulation of transcription by RNA polymerase II. Gene Ontology annotation, cellular component: nucleus; NuA4 histone acetyltransferase complex. The record is from RefSeq and is a predicted model, not a curated record. The transcript is spliced from 4 exons. The coding region runs from base 265 to 1008 and encodes 247 amino acids. Lineage: Eukaryota; Metazoa; Arthropoda; Insecta; Hymenoptera; Athaliidae.
UCAGCAGCUGGCUCUCGAGAAGCACUGCAAGGAUCCACUUUCGUCUUCUCUUUCUUAGCAGAUAAACUAUCGGACCAACGAGUAUUUAAGCUAUUCAAGCAUUGAGCCUUGCUGUAAAGAAAUCAAAUUUCACUACCAGAAACGAGUCCAAAGUCGUGAUUUAGAGUCGAUCCAUCAGGGUCUGUAUCGUGUAUAAAGUUCGAAGCUUCUCUAAUUGUACGUACGUAGGUGCAGGAGUACGAUAAACAUUCGGUAAAGCACAGGAUGGCUGUCAAAGAGAAACAAAUUGACCAUACGGAGGAAAUUGAGUGGAAUGUUGACAAUGAAAUACAAUUAUUCUUCGCCAUGAAUGGGCACAAACCAGUUGGUGUCAACAAAUACUUCCACAUGGUUUGUAUCUGGGAAAAGUUUCGUGCCGCGAUACACAAAGAUGUAUCUUUGAAACUUAUUUGGGACCACCUCGAAUCUAUGUAUGACUUAGCUGCGCUGGAUGACACAGAAGACCUUCCAUUUCCAAGCAACGAAACAGAUUUUGUGCUUCCUGAAUCUGAAUUCUCUACCUUUAUGAAAAUGAGAAAGAAGGAUGAGCCGGAUACUAAGAGCAAGGAUGCCCAACUGAAAGAGAAAUACAAGGAAUUAAGAAGAGAUAAAGAUACCAAAGAGAUCCCAAAGAAGGACACGCCUUCUAAGGAUGUAAAAAGCAACAAAGAAGUUGAUAAAAAAAAAGAAGAACCUAAAAAAUCUACUAGGGAAUUAGAUAUGAAAAGAGACAAACUUCGUGACUCCAAGGACUUGAAGAAGGAACACAAAUCUUUGAAGGGACGACCGAAAGGAAAGGAUGAGGACGAACCAGUUUUGACUGGAAAGAAAGAGAGGAAAGACUCAGAGUCAAGUCGCGAUGGUCCAAAACGAACUGUUAAAAGACCAACUAGACAAAGCGUAGACAACACCUCAAAAGCUUCGUCAAGUCCACGAGAUACUCCGCCAUUGAAGCGGCGAAGAAUAUGAAAGCAAUAACAGAUACAGGGAGAUACAAACACCUGGACUUAUUACACUAGACAAAAAUAUCGCGACGUUGCUUACAAACUAAAUACAAUUUGCUGGAGUAGUAUUUAUUUAAUUUUAUAAUUCAACGAUAAUAUUGUAAUGCACCUUGUUAAGUUGUAAGUUUUACAGUGUAAAUAAAUGACUUCACUUUUCUACUGAAA